AUGGCUGAAGAGGAUCUUGUUCGCCUGGACAUCAACGGCAUCUUUGCCGUCAUCACAUUGAACAACCCAAAAAAGUCCAACGCCUUGACGCAGAGCCUGUAUUAUCGCCUCGCAAGCUUGCUUCGAGAGGCUGAAGAUAACUCAGACGUUUAUGUCACCGUCUUAAUUGGCGAGGGCGCCUUUUUCUCCGCAGGGGCCGACCUCAAGGGAAAGCCACCAUCUAUGGAGGACAUGUUGUCUCGCCCUCACUGGCUUCCUAAAUUAGUGAAUAACAACAUCGACGUGGCGAGAGCGUUCUACAGUCAUUCGAAGAUUCUGGUCACGGCGCUGAAUGGACCGGUCAUAGGGCUUUCUGCCGCGUUGAUAUCGCACUCGGAUUUCAUCUACGCGGUAUUCGAUGCUUGGCUGAUGACUCCUUUCACCUCUCUCGGCCUCGUUGCCGAGGGCGGCUCUAGUGUCGCCUUUGUGCAGCGGAUGGGUCAGGGAAAAGCAAACGAGGCACUCCUUCUCGGCAGGAAGAUUCCCGUCAGUGAGUUGGCUCAGGUUGGUUUUGUGAACAAGGUCUUCGAAAGCAAAGGCAACUUCCGUGAGCAGGUGAUGGGGUACCUGCAGCAGACGUUCGGCGAACAUUUGGUGAAGUCGAGUCUUCUGGGGACAAAGGCUUUGAUGCGUCGUCGCUUGGUUCGGGAGCAGGACGAACAAGCGCCGCUCGAGAUGUUUGGUGGCCUCGACCGUUUCUUCCAGGGUAUCCCGCAGGCAAAGAUGGGAGAGGCUCUGUCCAAGAGCAAGACUUAUCGACUUUGA
This is a messenger RNA of Aspergillus oryzae RIB40, 804 nucleotides long. RefSeq names its product enoyl-CoA hydratase/isomerase family protein. Gene Ontology annotation, cellular component: peroxisomal matrix. The coding region runs from base 1 to 804 and encodes 267 amino acids. Gene Ontology annotation, biological process: fatty acid beta-oxidation. The record is from RefSeq and is a predicted model, not a curated record. The transcript has 2 exons. NCBI's taxonomy places the organism in Eukaryota, Fungi, Ascomycota, Eurotiomycetes, Eurotiales, Aspergillaceae.